AAAGGAGGUUGAGUAAAAGCUAAAUUAUAACGGCAAACGGGUGCGUCGUGCUUACUUACGACGAAAAGUAGAAUGCUUGCCCUUGUCUUCGUAUGUACAUGAGUUUCGCAAUUUCUCUCGCAUUGAUGUCUAUGUCUAUCCACCAGGCCGCACACACGAUCACGAUGGCGCGAGCACCGCCUUCAUGGGCCGUGUCCGCUCGUAUGCUCAUCGGAAGAUGGAGCCAAUGGCAAGCAAACUACGUCGCGCAUCAGUAUCGCGCGUGGCUGCUCUGUCUUGUGGUGAAGGCAGCAGUGCAGCGCAGACAAGAAAGAAAUCAAGCGGCCGGUGCCUCGAAGAAAGAACAACUCAACCUCGGCGGACCGCUAGCACUGUGA
Molecule: messenger RNA, 377 nt
Organism: Amoebophrya sp. A25
Lineage: Eukaryota; Dinophyceae; Syndiniales; Amoebophryaceae
Source: the annotation of a GenBank genome assembly